Messenger RNA from Talaromyces rugulosus, 2673 nucleotides. RefSeq lists its product as uncharacterized. Gene Ontology annotation, biological process: Mo-molybdopterin cofactor biosynthetic process. Gene Ontology annotation, molecular function: molybdenum cofactor sulfurtransferase activity; molybdenum ion binding; pyridoxal phosphate binding. The record is from RefSeq and is a predicted model, not a curated record. Bases 1 to 2673 code for a protein of 890 amino acids. NCBI's taxonomy places the organism in Eukaryota, Fungi, Ascomycota, Eurotiomycetes, Eurotiales, Trichocomaceae. The transcript is spliced from 2 exons.
AUGGCCGAUCCCACCGCUAGGCCUUUGGCAAACAUGUAUCCUGAAGCUUUGGAUCAGCUUCGGGAUCGAGAAUACCCGUUGCUCAAAGACACCACCUAUCUGGACCAUGCCGGGAGCACACUAUACGCAAAAUCACUGAUCGAGUCAUACUGCCACGAUCUAACCUCCAAUAUAUUUGGCAAUCCGCAUUCUGCAUCAGCCUCCUCGCAGCUGACAACAGGCCGCGUGGAUGAUAUCAGGUUACGCGUGCUUCGUUUCUUCAACGCCGAUCCGGAUGUCUACGAUCUCGUUUUUGUGGCCAACACGACCGCGGGUAUCAAACUAGUCGCAGACACCCUGCGAGACUAUAAAAGUGAGGGUAAUCAAAAGGGCUUUUGGUAUGGCUAUCAUGUCGACUCGCAUACUAGCCUGGUCGGCGUGCGCGAGGUGGCCGACCAGGGCCACCGAUGUUUCGAGUCGGAUCGCGAAGUGCAGCAGUGGAUUGACGAGGACCAGUGUGGUUCAGAAGAUGACAACAAUACGACACGGCUAUUCGCAUACCCUGCGCAGUCAAAUAUGAACGGUCGACGUCUGCCGCUCCAAUGGUGCAGCCAGAUCCGGAACUCUAGAGGCCGAAACACCUUCACUCUCCUCGAUGUCGCAAGCUUCGUCACAACCACACCGCUAGACCUCAGUGAUCCUCUAGUUUCCCCAGACUUUGCGGUGCUCAGCUUCUACAAAAUCUUUGGCUUUCCCGACCUCGGUGCGCUGAUUGUCCGCAAAGAUGUGGGCCAUAUCUUCCAACACCGGCGGUACUUUGGCGGCGGAACUGCCGACAUGGUCAUCGCACAUGGCGGUGCCCAAUGGCAUGCAAAGAAGCAGGCUUCUAUACAUGAUCGGCUCGAGGAUGGCACCCUUCCAUUUCACAAUAUCAUAGCACUGGACUCGGCGUUGAACGUGCACAAAAGACUAUACGGCUCUAUAGAAAAUGUCUCGGCUCAUACAUCUCUUCUAACUUGGCAAUUGUUUCAUCGGCUCUCUUCUCUCAAACAUGCAAACGGCUCGCCCGUAUGCCAUUUUUAUACCUCGCCUGGUUGUUUGUACGGAGACACAACUACUCAGGGUCCAAUCAUUGCUUUGAAUCUUCUCGACAGCAGUGGCAAAUGGAUCGGCAAGUCCGAAGUCGAGAAGCUCGCCUCUAUCAAGGGUGUUCACAUCCGGUCUGGAACCCUCUGCAACCCGGGCGGCGCAGCCAGUUUACUCGGUUUGAGCAAUGAAGAUAUGGAAGUAAAUUAUAGAGCCGGCCAACGCUGCGGCGACGAAAACGACGUGAUGCGCGGCAAACCAACGGGAGCACUCCGACUGAGUCUCGGGGCCAUGAGCAGCUCGCAUGAUAUCGAUGUUUUUGUUUCCUUUGUGCAAGAGUUUUACGUCGACUUGGGUCUACGAUCAACCGCUGUUUCGCCAACUAGUACACAAAUUGACUCUCCGGUUGAUAACAGGUUCUACGUUGAAACCCUAUGCGUCUACCCGAUCAAAAGCUGUUCUGGAUUUAAAGUCCCGCCUGGAGUAGCCUGGCAAGUGAACCAAAAGGGGCUGGCCUGGGAUCGUGAAUGGUGCAUCGUCCACCAGGGCACCGGCGCUGCACUCAGCCAGAAACGAUACCCCCGAAUGGCUCUGAUAAAACCACACAUGGAUUUUGCAAACGGGGUUCUCCGCAUUACUACUGCUGCUUCUUCUUCCUCUACCGAUGGACCGAGUCUAGACAUCCCACUCUCCAGACACAACGAUCCGCAACUCGUCGCAGCAGGUAGCUGGCAAGAGUUCAAACGCAAGUCAUCGCGAGUCUGUGGCGACCAGCUCAUGAUGCAGGUGUACUCGUCACGAGAAGUAUCUGCUUUUUUCUCGGAUUUUCUUGCUGUUCCUUGCACUCUGGCGCGAUCUCCUGCGUAUAAUAAUAAUAAUAACAACAACAACAACAACAACAACAACAGUCUGCGGCAUGGGGCAAAGCCCACGACAACAAAAUCAACGUCGGUGAAUCGAGACCUCAUGCCUGGCUCUUUUCCAGCUGAUUUUGGACAAAUCCUUCCUUCUCCUCCACAUAAAGAUUCUGCCCAGAAUCAAAGCCUGUCCAACGACAGUCCUAUUCUUUUAGUUUCUCGGUCGUCGGUAAACAGGCUCAACGAGCAGAUCAAAGCAAACUCCAAACCGUCAAAUACGACUAUUUCUACUACUACCACGACUACAAACAAGGCCGUCGCAGCCGAUGUGUUUCGAGCAAACAUUGUUGUGGCCGAGAACCUCUCUUCCCCAUUACAACAACCACUACCACCAGCAUACUCCGAGCACAGCACCCUUCUCAACAGCAGCGGCGAUUCGUCUCGGCCGUCGAUAUUAAACUCUGAACAGCCAUAUAUUGAAGACACAUGGUCAUCAUUCACCAUCGGGCCAGCCAAUAUAUCAUUUGAUAUAUUCGGAUCCUGUCAGCGAUGUCAGAUGGUAUGUGUCGAUCAGAUGACUGCUGAAAAGCGUGAGGAGCCCUUUUCGACGCUGGCAAAGACCAGGCGGAUUGGCGGGAGAGUGCUGUUUGGGCGACAUGCUGGGUUGUCCUUCUUGGAAGGUGAUGACGAUGGUGGUGGUGGUGGUCAAGUGGUGAGGGUGGGAGACGCGGUUGUCCCGUCUUAUGAGUGA